Molecule: messenger RNA, 3156 nt
Organism: Syngnathoides biaculeatus (alligator pipefish)
Lineage: Eukaryota; Metazoa; Chordata; Actinopteri; Syngnathiformes; Syngnathidae
Product: transmembrane protein 25
Exons: 9
Coding region: 1567-2703 (378 amino acids)
Biological process (GO): negative regulation of excitatory postsynaptic potential
Source: RefSeq, a predicted model, not a curated record
ACAUAAAAUAUCAAGCCACAGUUGUUGCUAAAAUAAAUAAUGAAUAAAUGCACAAAAUUGCAGUUGCAAAAUAUUACAUUACAUUGUUGUUAUGUUCAGUGGUUUCAGUUCAAGGGAUUGAUGGCUCUGGGGAAAAGGCUGUCCUUGAAUCUGGUUGUACGUGUUUUGUGGGACCUGUACCGCCUGCCAGAGGGCAGCAGGGUAAUCAGGUGAUGACUAGGAUGUGAAGAGUCCUUUACAAUAUUAGUGGCUUUGCUGUGAUAACGGGAGUUGGUAAUGUCCUUUAGGGAGUGCAGAGAGCAUCUAGUGAUCUUCUGGGCACUGUUGACCACUCUUUGCAGAGCUUUCCUGUCAGCUACUCUGCAUCCAGCAUACCACACUGUGAUGCAGUAAGUGAGGAUGCUCUCCACGGUAGUUCUGUAGAAGGCCUGCAGCAGUUUAGCUUCCAAGUUGUUCUUCCCGAGCACUCGGGUAUCGCCAUGCAGCACUAGCUUUAAAUGUAAUAUUUUAACAAGGCUACAAUGUAGAACUUUGCCUCAAAAUGUUUUUGUUCCAACUGACCUGCCCAACCUCUCCUCAACUGGGCUCUCACGUUUCCUGCGCAGGGCAAAUGCUGCCUUCCAGCGAGAUGCAGUUGUGGCAUAAAGUACCUAUUGUAGGGAUUUGCGAGUUUGGACCCUACGCGUGUUCGAUGAUCGAGGAGGAGAUGACCAAUGAUUAGACAAAGUUAACAGCAAAUGGAUUCAUUACAAAGAAUGUGCAAUACAGACGUCCGGCCCGAGAAGAAAACAAGAGCUGCCCGGUAACACAAGGUUUCUAUAUGUAUGGGUCCAUGGUAAAAGAGGCUGCCCCCCGGCAGUCUGGUCCUGGGCCGGGAUGGUAACUUUCCGCUCCUUAUCUGGUGUCGUUCGUCUCCACGGCAACGCCAGAGGCAAACUAACGAGUGAACUGCCUGCGCCUCGUACUGUAUCUCUGCAUACUGCUGUUUAUGUCUACUCAACUGCAUUGCAGACAUUCCAGCCUGAAAUUACGGAUCACCAAACAAAUGAGUGGCAUAUAUUAGUGGUGCCUUUAACAUGUCUGCGAAUGGUCAAGAAUAAAAAUAUACUGUAUACAUAUUUGGCCUGUUCUUCUUUUCCCCGCAGUUCAAUAAAUCUGCAUUUCUCCCAACCCACUGCAUCCUUCUCUUCAUCUGUGUAUUAAUCCGUCUUCCCUUCAUCCUCUCUGCUGUUUGCACCUCUUCUCUCUCCCUCCUACUCUCCCCUCCUCUCAGCGGCGGCGGCGUGACUGGCCUGAGUCAGCUACCUUUAGCAGUGAGUAAAUGCGGCUUCUUGGGAUACCAUAUCCUGCAGAGAAACGUGUGUGUUCUGUGUGUGUCUGUGUUCUCUCUGUGUAUGUGUGUGUGACUACGAGUGGACACAGAUGGGAGAGCGACUGAGUCAGAAAGGCUGCAAUCCUCCCAUCACCAUCCUUCGCUCCUAUGCAGCCAUGGAGCUCCGGCUGGCUGAAUCACAGCAGAGGCUGCAGAAAGGGCUGCUGAGGUAGAUCCGUUCAUCUUGUAGUAGAAUGGAUAAUGUUUGCAAGAGAAGGAGGUUUUCAGGCUCCCAGGCCAUGGUGUUUCUUCACACACUGGUCUUAUCCUGGGCAGGUGCUGUUGAACCUGCCCCCGAAAUUGACGGACAUCGUCAGACAGCGAUGACACUAAGAGAAAACGUGAUACACAGGUUCAGCUGUCACUUACAUGGUUGGGACCCCCAUGCACCGACCUCGCUGAGCUGGUACCUGAACGGUGAGCAGCAGAGGUCGCUUCCUUCUAAAUCUGAUCUGGGGAAGACACCACAAAAAAACGCAGAGGUCCAGAGAUCCGGAGCCAAUCACAACAGCACAUUCUCACUGCGGGCCAGAAAGUGGGACAGAGAGCUGGUGUGUGUAGCACUAAACCCCAAAUCAGGGGAAAGCUACAAUGCAACAGUUACACUCAAUGUCCAAUUUCAACCUGAGAUCCUCAGGAUCAGCGCACACACCAGUGAAACCUCAGAUCCUGGCUUUUUGUUAGUCCUCUUUGCGUUGGUUCAGUCCAACCCCCCUGCCACCUUCACCUUCACAGACCAGUCUGGUCUGCUAAUGGCUAACACUUCAGACUUCCUCAUCCUCGACUCACACGACUACCCCUGGCUGACCAAUCACACACUGAGAGUCACUCUCAGGAGUCUAUCAGGAAAUAUCUCGCUGAAUGCCACCAACAGUGUGGGCACCACGGAAAGUAACCUCACGCUGGCAGAAUUCCUGCAAUCUCGUGUGGAAGUACCUAUGCUGGGAAUUGUAACUGGCGGGUCCAUGGCCUUCAUGGCCCUUCUCAUCCUCAGCCUGAUAGUUCUCUGCCUCAUGCAAAAAACAACAAGCAAGUCCAUCGAUGAGCCAGUGGAGAUUCUAAUGACUAAGAAAAGUGACUCAAGCAAUUUGAAAGCAGAGAAAUCUUCCAUCCCCAGAGAGAAUAUGUCUCUUCCUUCCAAUAUGCAGCUCAAUGACCUCAGCACUUUGAAAAAGGGAGGAGAGAACACCCAGAAAAUCAGUGGGGGUGAAAAGAAGAAUGAGGAUGAAGAUCUAUCUUUAGCUUAUGCUGCGAGAGGCUUCGCCAGAUAUCCAAUGGUGGGGUACAUCUACAAGGUGAAUAGCACAAGCAGUGAGGAGAUCUGGCUGUGACUGACCUUCAAGGGCAACAUAUACAAUUGCAUGCUUAACUAUUUGAACAGACAAUCUGCAAAAAAUAAUGCAUUUGUCUCUUAAACUAUUGUCAAGGUGGCUCAAUCUGUCUUUGGAUCAGACAAGGUAUCACUACUUCAACAACUGUAUUGACAAAAUUUGCGUGGAGUCCAAAACGAAUGUGUUGGGAUGUCAUCUGUAACCAUUUGUUCAAACGUGUCCCAUUUCAUCCUGUUAAUAUUGGAAUGCAUUUAUUUGUGCUCCGUGUACUUCAGAAUGCCCAUGAUGUACUGUUCGUGUUUUUACAGAUUGAUUUGAUGUUAAAAAAAAAAAAAAACAACAACAGCACAAAAUUACAGGUAUAUAUGGGUAUACAACGUGUAAUACACUGUAUUACUGUGCACAUGUACAUGCAUAUAAAAGAUAGCCCCAAAUAAAGUUAAUAUGCGUUAA